Molecule: messenger RNA, 3523 nt
Organism: Gigantopelta aegis
Lineage: Eukaryota; Metazoa; Mollusca; Gastropoda; Neomphalida; Peltospiridae
Product: nuclear matrix constituent protein 1-like
Exons: 9
Coding region: 179-2479 (766 amino acids)
Source: RefSeq, a predicted model, not a curated record
GAAUUACGUCACAUUCUUCAGAAGAAAAGAAAACCUAACUGUAGUUAAAGUCUCACACCAUUAUCUGUAAAUUGAGACAGGACCAAAGAGACUGUUCAUCAGAAACCCUCACUCACAGAGUACAUAGAUAAUCGAGAUCGAAGUAGCAGAAGUAUUUUUUUUACAAGACGUCUGCUAGAUGAUGAAAUCGCGUAGCGCCGUGUCCAGUGACUUUGGUGACGUAGACCGCAUCGACAUCGGCCACUUCUCUCCGCCUCAGAUCGAGCGACGUCACAGAGUGAUGAGGCCGCGCGUUGGCGACAUGGCUGACAUCACGCUCAAGAGACUGGAAGUCAAGGGCAACCGUCUGUACUGCGAGGACAUAAACGACAGCGAUAACGAGCGGCUGAUGUUCAGCAUCGACCCGAGAGACGAUGACGACGACUCUCCUAGCUCGCCGACAACAGCAGACGAGCGUAGGACUGGGGCGUCUGCCGCUCAGAAAAGAGAUUUGCAGCCGAACUGUCAUCCAGAGUCACUCCGUACCUCGCAAUGCAAACUAGCGCUGAAAAAGUCACUCAGUACCUCGCAGUGCAAACUAGCGCCGAAGGAGUCACUCAGUACCUCGCAGUGCAAACUAGCGCCGAAAGAGUCACUCAGUACCUCGCAGUGCAAACUAAUGCCGAAAGAGUCACUCAGUACCUCGCAGUGCAAACUAAUGCCGAAAGAGUUGCUCAGUACCUCGCAGUGCACACUAGCGCCGGAAGAGUCACUCAGUACCUCGCAGUGCAAACUAAUGCCGAAAGAGUCACUCAGUACCUCGCAGUGCAAACUAAUGCCGAAAGAGUUGCUCAGUACCUCGCAGUGCACACUAGCGCCGGAAGAGUCGCUCAGUACCUCGCAGUGCAAACUAAUGCCGAAAGAGUCACUCAGUACCUCGCAGUGCAAACUAAUGCCGAAAGAGUUGCUCAGUACCUCGCAGUGCACACUAGCGCCGGAAGAGUCGCUCAGUACCUCGCAGUGCAAACUAAUGCCGAAAGAGUUGCUCAGUACCUCGCAGUGCACACUAGCGCCGGAAGAGUCACUCAGUACCUCGCAGUGCACACUAGCGCCGAAAGAGUCACUCAGUACGUCGCAGUGCAAACUAGCGCUGAAGGAGUCACUGGUGGAGGAUUCUCAGAUGAAGAAACAACAGCGGUCUCGCACGGCGACGUCUGCCCGGCAGAACUCUAACAACAGCUCUGACAAUAGGCACUACUUGAGAAGUCACCAGGAAGCGAAAUCCAGAACUGGAGUGAACGUGAACCAGAUAAAGAUUUCUAACGCGGCCCUUCCAAAAAAGUACCGACUUCCUCUCCUGAACAGUGUGGUCAAACAAAAAUCCGUGCACAGCAGACCACAGUCACCGGUAAAGACUUCAUCAGCAAAGGUGGGCAGACUGCAGAGGAACGUCAUCGCAGAUGCGAGCGAGAGUGAAAAAGGUCGGCGUGACGUCAGAGUGACGAUUCCGCCCGUGUCCGGUAAUGGGGACAGAUGUCGCUGCACAACGUCCAUCGUGUCGCGUCGAUCUUCCAGACUGAGCGUCAAUAGGGGAGACAAUCAGCAGACCUGUCUAGACUGUGAACAAACGGAUCGCUGGGAAGAAGACCUAAAAGUGUCAGAAGAGCGCUUGCACAAAGAAGUUGAAUUUGGAAGCGAGGCUAUGAAGCACAUUACGAGGAUCCACGAAACGGUCAUUCGCCUCCACAAACAAGUAGAAUCAGGCUGUGAUUGCAAGAAGCAGUUCGACAUGACACGGAAGCGCCUCCUGGCAGACAUUCAGGAGAGGAAGAAACAGGUUGCUUCCCUUGAGACUGAGUUGCAGCUGGUGAAGUGUAAUCUGAAACAGGAGCAGGUGGAAAAUGAGGACCUUAAGGCUAAGGUGUUCCACAUGAAGGCAGACGUAAAGAAUGUCAGGUCAGUCAAGAAGGCGCUCGACGCUCGACUAGAGGCGGACAAGUUGAUGAAGUCUGUAGAGAAAAUGCCGGACUCUGCGGUGACUGGCCGCCUGCUGGUCGGGUUGAGGAAGAAACAGUCGGUCUUGACGGAGCAUAUCGACGCAGAGAUGGCCACCACCGAACAACUCAGGACAGAACUCAAACGUCAAGACCAUCAGCUGGCGCACUGCGUUCAGGAGAAGAAGACGUUCCAGCACGAAGAAGACGCUUUGCGCGAGCAGAUCGAUCAGCUUAAGAAGGAGAAGCAGUUCUUGAUGCAAGAGUUUGAGGACAUGAAAGAGAAGUUUGACGAGAAGGUCAAGGACGUUGACAAGUUAAAGAAUCUCUACGACUUGCAGAUUCACAAACUGACCUUCCAGCAGGCCAAGUCAGAACUGGACACCAAGGCUCUCCAACACCAGCUUAAACUGGCCAACGAAGAGCUGGCCGAGACACGCCGAACUCUACAACAAAUUCCGGAUCUUCACACUGUUUCACUUAGCGAUGAUCUCGUAAACGUUUAAGAUUUUUCUGGUCUCUGUACAAAGCGCGGAUAACCAGAUGUGGAAAAUUGUGGGAGGGUGGGGGGAUGGUUUAGAGCACCACCACCCCACCCCUAAGUAACAAACAAUAACUGAAGAGCUACAUAAUUAGGACAAUAAUUAUUAACUAUUCAAUUAUUUAUUAUACAUAUCCAUUGUGUUUGUCUACACUUCUUCUGUUGUCAUUAUUUCGUAAUGACCUUGAAGAAACUUUCAAAGCGCAUGGCUGCAAUGGAAUUAGUUUUGAAAAACCGGUAUCUGACGAUGUGUGUAUUUGUGUAUUGUUUUGUUUGUUUUAUUAUAUGCUGAUGACCUAGUACGACGCUGGAUAUAGUAAUGUAUGGACUGCACAGUGCAACUAGCUACAAGAUGUAAAUCUAUUGAAACAAAGAAUUUUUGUAAGAUUUCAUUCUUACAAACAUGGAACAAUGUCAUUGCUAACUCAUCUAAAUCAUCUUGUUACAGACUGUUUAAAGCAAAUAUUGUGUUCGAGACAUAUUUAACCACUCGAGAGAAAAAAACAUUGUUUAUCAUGAUUACACUUUCGACUCUCGAAGCAUUAUCUUCCCAUUGGAAAAAUGCAAAUGGAAAAAAAUAUCUUUGACGAAAGAAAAAUACUUCUGUUAAAGUGUUGCCAGUCUAGACCAAAUUUAGAAUGCUAUUUGACUGUAAAAGAUAUCCCUGGUGUUCUCAAAAAGAUAGCAGUUUUCUGUAAACAAAAUUAUGAAUAUUCAUAUGUCCGAUGGCUGAAAUCUAUGUUUUUACAAUUUCAUAUUAUUUGUAUAUACAAUAUAUGUCUUCAAAUGCAAUUAUAAACCCAUAUACUUGAUGUUUUUUUACACGUUUGAAUAUCUGAUGUACAUCACUAUUAUGACUAAUGUGCCAUCUUGUCAUUUAUUUAUUUACUUAUAUUUUUACAAUGUACCUUAUAUGCCGUUGAAUUACGGCCAGAGUGUAAAUAGAGUUCAGUUGAGUAUGUCACACGUUUAUUUGUAUUAAAAACACAAAAGUGUAUUUUUUAAUAUU